Messenger RNA from Gavialis gangeticus (Gharial), 1911 nucleotides. It is a transcript of the gene TWNK, whose product is annotated as twinkle mtDNA helicase. The record is from RefSeq and is a predicted model, not a curated record. Gene Ontology annotation, biological process: mitochondrial DNA replication. The transcript has 8 exons. NCBI's taxonomy places the organism in Eukaryota, Metazoa, Chordata, Crocodylia, Gavialidae. Bases 1 to 1911 code for a protein of 636 amino acids. Gene Ontology annotation, molecular function: single-stranded DNA binding; ATP binding; 5'-3' DNA helicase activity. Gene Ontology annotation, cellular component: mitochondrion.
AUGGCGACAGCACUUCCGCCUCCACCUGGAAGCCACCCUUCGCCUCACCCGGAAGCGCUCCCCUCGGGCCCGGCCCGGAAGUGGUACGAAGCACUGGACUCGUCGGUGUCGGGCCCGGCGGGCGCGGCCGAGAUUCGGCAGUACCUGCGCGCGCGCGGCCUCCCCUUCCAGGAGGGCUACAGCUGCCUGCGCGCCCCGAGCCCCUUCGCGCCCGCGCCUGCCACUCUCUACCUCGACAAGACCACGGGCUGCUUCGUCUGCCCGGCCAGUAACGCCGAGGGCUCGUGGCAGGACUUCCAGGCCGGCGCCGAGCUCGGCCCCGCCGCGCUGACACCCCCUGACCCCGACCCCGAGCAGCAGCGGGAGCAGGAGGACGUGCGGCGCCUCUGGGACCGGGCCCUGCCUGUGGCCGAGCUGCCUGAUGCCGCUGAGACGCGUGCUGCCUUUGGCUUGGGCAAGGUGUCGGACGCCACCCUGAAGCGCUUUGGUGUGCGCUACCUGCCACCGGCCCGCGCCCUUGUCUUCCCCUGGUUCGGCCCCCAGGGGCUUCUGGGACUCAAGCUGCUGGCAGCGGAAGGCUGGGGGGAGGCCACGCAAUAUGUGGAGACCACACUACCCCGCCCCAAUGCUUACCGCAACCUAUUCGGGCUGCCGCUCAUCGGCCGCCGUGAUAUUGAGGUGGUGCUGACAGGCCGCGAGUUGGAUGCCCUGGCUGUGACCCAAGCCACAGGACUGCCCAGCCUGGCGCUGCCCCGCGGCCCCACUUGCUUGCCUCCAGCCCUACUGCCCUAUCUGGAGCAGUUCAAGCGCAUCACACUGUGGCUGGGUGAGGACCUACGCUCCUGGGAGGCUGCCAAGCUCUUUGCCCGCAAGCUGAACCCCAAGCGCUGUUCCCUGGUGCGGCCUGGUGACCAGCAGCCAGGGCCACUGGAGGCGCUCAACCAGGGAAUCAACCUGACCAAGGUGCUGCACUCGGCUCUGCCGGCUAGCCACAAGUCCAUCGUCUCCUUCCGCCAGCUGCGGGAUGAGGUCUUCGGUGAGCUGGCCAAUGUGGAGCAGGUGGCUGGUGUCAGGUGGACUCGUUUCCCUGACCUCAACAAACUUCUCAAGGGCCACCGCAAAGGGGAGCUCACAGUCUUCACAGGUCCGACGGGCAGCGGGAAGACUACCUUCAUCAGUGAGUACGCACUGGACCUCUGCAUGCAGGGCGUGAACACGCUGUGGGGCAGCUUUGAGAUCAGCAACGUGCGCCUGGCCAAGGUGAUGCUGACGCAGUUUGCAACCCAGCGCCUUGAAGAGGAGCUGGACCAGUAUGACGAGUGGGCCGAUCGCUUUGAGGACCUGCCGCUCUACUUCAUGACCUUCCAUGGCCAGCAGAGCCUCAAGGCCGUGAUCGACACCAUGCUGCACGCCGUGUACAUGUACGACAUCGUCCACAUCGUCAUUGACAACCUGCAGUUCAUGAUGGGACAUGAGCAGCUCUCAGCAGACAGGCUGGCUUGUCAGGACCAUGUUGUGGGCACCUUCCGCAAGUUUGCCACGGACAACUCAUGCCAUGUGACGCUGGUCAUCCACCCUCGCAAGGAGGACAAUGAGCGGGAGCUGCAGACAGCCUCCAUCUUUGGCUCUGCCAAGGCCAGCCAGGAGGCCGACAAUGUGCUGAUCCUCCAGGACCGGAAGCUGAGGUCGGGGCCGGGCAAGCGGUACUUGCAGGUGUCCAAGAACCGCUUUGAUGGUGACGUGGGCAUCUUCCCACUGGACUUCAGCAAGACUUCCCUCACCUUCUCGGGCCUUACCAAGGGCAAGGGCAAGGCCAAGCUCAAGAAGGUGAAGGUUGAGAAGGCAGAGAAGCCAGCCAGGACUGGGGACGGAGCUGAGACCUGGAGUGUGGUGGGGGAGACCCAUUGCUGA